Trichomonas vaginalis G3 is the source of this 1068-nucleotide messenger RNA. RefSeq names its product protein of unknown function, DUF4106 family. The record is from RefSeq and is a predicted model, not a curated record. The transcript has a single exon. The annotation marks the transcript as partial. Lineage: Eukaryota; Parabasalia; Trichomonadida; Trichomonadidae.
AUGCAAAAGGCAAUGAAAAGCGCAGAAUAUAUAAAAGCUAACAAUGACUGGUUAGAUGCCCAAGCCAACGCUAAAGCAGCCCAACUUAUAGGGUCAAUAAGGACAAAAAUACAAGCGGACGAAGACAGUUCAAAUGAAGCUUUAAUGAAUGCUGACUUUAAGAACGCCUUCGAAGCUCUUCAUAGUAAGGUGAAACUAGUGAACGACUUCUCAUCUGGAAAGAAACUGAAGUCUGAAGGUUUCGACAAAGAGUUAAGAGAAGUAGCACAAAAUAUGAUGAAAAUAACAGAUGCAGCAACGAGACAGGCAGUUCAAAGUGCCUAUGACGCCGUUAGAGCAACUGUUGUGGAAAGUCAAGAAAAAGAGUUACAACAGACCAAAACAGACCUAGUAAAUGCUUUCUUAAAAACGAAAAGUCAGGUAGGACAUUAUGCUGCAGAUGGAACAUAUGUGCCAGCUGGUGGAACUUAUAUACCACCAAACCCUCCAAGAGAAGCACCUGCACCAGGACUACCUAAAACAUUUACAUCGUCACAUGGACACAGACACAGGCAUGCACCAAAACCAGCACAACAACCAACAGUUCAAAAUCCAGCACCACAACCAACAGUUCAAAACACUACACAACAACCAACAGUUCAAAACCCUGCACAGCAACCACAAACAGAGCAACAACCAACAGUUCAAAACCCUGCACAACAACAACCACAAACAGAGCAAGGACAUAAAAGAAGUAGAGAACAAGGAAACCAAGAAUUCUUAAAAAUGCUUAAGGAAAAUUAUGGUUACCCAGAUACUCUUGACUUUAGUGACAGAUAUAAAGAAGCUAUUAGAAAGUUCAAGGAAGGAAAUACUGACCCGAACCUAUUUAGCUUUAUGGUUCAGCACCAAAUGGGAUAUAAUUUCAAACCUGGAAAAUACAAGCUCGCUAAGGGAUAUGAUUUAAUAGCAUAUCAUCCAAAUGACAUGACUGAAUUUACUCCGAGAUAUUUGGUGUCAGAGAUAAAUGAUAAUUCAACUAUCUUCAUGAAACGCGUAAAAAAUAGAGACGGAACGAAAGAAGAAAGG